Molecule: messenger RNA, 4172 nt
Organism: Helicoverpa armigera (cotton bollworm)
Lineage: Eukaryota; Metazoa; Arthropoda; Insecta; Lepidoptera; Noctuidae
Gene: sgg
Product: glycogen synthase kinase-3 beta
Exons: 12
Coding region: 446-1870 (474 amino acids)
Biological process (GO): protein phosphorylation; negative regulation of canonical Wnt signaling pathway; signal transduction
Cellular component (GO): nucleus; cytoplasm; cytosol
Molecular function (GO): ATP binding; protein serine/threonine kinase activity
Source: RefSeq, a predicted model, not a curated record
GCGGUCGGCAUGACCGCACCAUCCUGUCAUUCGCGGAAGAACCGUGCCAACGCACUCUCGGUUUUCGAGUUGCCUUUCGCUCGGUCCGUCACAGUCGACCGACGUGGUCGCCAGAGCCGGUGCAUGUUGCAAAAUUACCAAUUGGUUCGUUAACCCACUUCCUCAGUGGUGCGCCGUUGCGGCACCUAUCCGGUACGCGAGUAAUUUGAAAACAAUCUGUCGUUUUGUUCGAUACUUACGUGCGCGUGUCAAAUAUUAUACAGUGAGUAACAGUGACUUACACAGUUAUAUCAUUUACUCUCGGUUUGCGAUAUGUGGAACGUGAUGUGAUACAUAUUCAUUUUAUAUCAAGAUUAUUCAGUGAAAAGGUCAAUGAGAAUGAUAGUAAUCUGUGCUGUGCCCCUUGUAGAAGACCUUUUGUUGUGCAGACAACUCUAUAAAAACAAUGUUACGACGCCGAGGGACUUACACUGUCAACGCUGAUCCUGACAAUCGGCAUAGCAGAGUGAAACCGGCCGACCCCCCCUCGUUGGUUGCCAAAAAAAUAGGCGACGUGGAUACUCCUAAAAAGAACGAGCUGGCUUCGGAAAAGAAGGCUGCGUCCUCGCAUCGCAAGGACGGCUCAAAGGUGACGACUGUGGUGGCGACGCCGGGGCAAGGCCCCGACCGGCCACAGGAGGUGAGCUAUGCUGACAUGAAACUCAUCGGAAACGGCAGCUUCGGCGUCGUCUACCAGGCCAAACUAUGCGACACCGGCGAGCUGAUUGCUAUCAAGAAGGUGCUCCAGGACAAGAGGUUUAAGAACCGAGAGCUUCAAAUCAUGCGACGACUGGAGCAUUGUAAUAUUGUCAAAUUGAAAUAUUUCUUUUACUCCAGUGGAGAAAAGGCGGCAGUGCCCGCAGCAGUGAGCUCAAUGUUAAACGCAAUGCAGUCUCUUGAUGUCGCAAAAGACGAAGUGUACCUGAAUUUGGUGCUGGAGUACAUACCCGAGACUGUGUAUAAAGUGGCACGUCAUUACUCCAAAGAUGAACAAACCAUACCCAUUAGUUUUAUAAAGCUGUAUAUGUACCAGUUGUUCAGAAGCCUCGCGUACAUACACUCGUUGGGCAUCUGCCACCGAGACAUCAAGCCACAGAACCUACUCCUUGAUCCUAAGACCGGUGUACUCAAGCUUUGCGACUUUGGUUCGGCGAAACAUCUUGUUCGCGGAGAGCCCAACGUGUCCUACAUCUGUUCCCGAUACUACCGCGCUCCAGAACUCAUUUUUGGCGCCAUAGAUUACACCACUAAAAUCGAUGUGUGGAGCGCUGGCUGCGUAGUAGCAGAAUUAUUAUUGGGUCAGCCAAUAUUCCCAGGUGAUUCUGGUGUCGAUCAAUUGGUUGAGAUCAUCAAGGUACUAGGUACUCCGACACGAGAACAAAUUCGAGAGAUGAAUCCUAAUUAUACAGAAUUCAAAUUCCCACAAAUCAAGAGCCACCCUUGGGCUAAGUUCAUGUUGGAGCGUUUGUCCACGCCCAAGUCUGCCACUGACCACCAGCGCAUCCGAGUGUUCCGCGCGUGCACGCCGCCGGACGCGAUCUCGCUGGUGUCGCGGCUGCUGGAGUACACGCCGGGCGCGCGCCUGUCGCCGCUGCAGGCGUGCGCGCACAGCUUCUUCGACGAGCUGCGCGAGCCCGCCGCGCGGCUGCCCAACGGCCGCCCGCUGCCGCCGCUGUUCAACUUCACGGAGUACGAGCUGAGCAUCCAGCCGUCGCUGAACGAGUUCCUGAAGCCGCGCGCGGGCGGCGCGGCGCCGGACGCGGCGGGCGGCGCGGCGCCGGCGGACGACGCGCCAGGCGAGGCGGGCAGCAGCGCGGCCGGCGCGUCCUAGGCGAGCCAGUUCACCAGCGAGAGCCCCACAAGCGACAUAGUGAUACUUACUUUCGUGUUGGCCAUCGGGAAAAUUACAUGCAUAAUAGGUGUUUUCGGCGAGUAAUCGUGUGAUACUGUAGUGUAAUUGUCGAUAAAGCUUGAGCUGUCGUAGUCGGUAAGAAGGGUAAAUCCGUUGUAGAUUCUAAACCGUCGCGAUGUGAUUACUUUGUACUUUUGUAAGCUCAAAUUGUCCCCUUAUGUACAUACCUUAUAUGCUGAGUUUGAAUGUUUAUUUAGUAAACGACAGAUAAUUACCGUCUGGAUAAAUUGUUUUGUUUUAUUUUCAUUUUUAAUAUCUCGUCAGAUUCUGUCUCUUUUUAAAUGAUUUUGCUUAUAAUUGUAGCCUUAAUGUACUCGGUGUGAGACGUUUUUAUCAUAGAGAGAGGUUAGUCACCUGUUUGUUUCACUUGAAUCACCUAUCGAGGGUAGACACAUGAUACUUACCUUGCUUGGGCCGUGUAAUCAGUAGGGAUGACAUAUUCAGUAGUGUAUUAGAGUAUUUAUUGUUGAAAAGUAUCACUAACUCAACAAACUUUUACGAAGCGUAUGCCUAGUGUUAUUUCAACGAUGAAACUUAGCAAACGGAAUAUUUUGUUGCAACAAUAGUACGCAUUGUAAAUUUUUAUAACUAGCGUAAACUGAUCUCUCAAGAUAAUUUAUAAUAAUGAUAUGAUAUCUCAGAAUAUUUGUAUAAACAAUUCAGAGGAUAUAAAUUUUAGAUGUACUACACAUAUAUAUUUGUUUUCGGCAACUUCUAUGUUAAACAUUUUUUGCUGUGUAUUUUGAAUUAUCCAAUGCUGGAUAAAUGUAAUGUACCUAUUUAAUAGCACUGUCGGUGUCCUAAUUAUAACGACAUAGUUUUUGGAUAAUAUUGUAUUCUAUAUUCAAUAAAUGAUAUUUCUAUUAUAUGAAAUUUGUCAUUGAGAACACUAUGGUUAUUAGUAGUCAUUUAUGAAACGAUGUUUAAAUAAUGGUAAAAUUUCAUUGUCAUAGUUUUAAGUAAUCGAGUAAUUUCAUUUUGCACUUCGAUUUUGAAUACAGUUACAAAUUAGGAAAGGUUUACUAAACCUCUAAGUAUAGUCUAACAAAAUCUUUUCUUCAUGGUGUAGAAGUAGCCUAAACGCAAAACUUAUUGGUGUAAUGUCGAUUACCUCUUGCACCACUAUUUAGAGAAAAACCUGGUAUUAAAAAAUUCAGGCAGCUGAAAAGCACGAUUUUGCAUAAAUAACAUAUUUUAGUCUUAUUUGGACCAACUCAUAGUAACACAUCAGCUUUGCAUGACAAUAUUGAUUCAGAGAAAUAAUGAACUAAUCAAUAUUUCAGUUUACUAUUACAUUCUCAUUAUCGAUAAUUUUAAAUGCUUAGCUGAAUCGAUUUAACAUUUAUUAUCCUGUUCUUUAGACAUAAACCAGGGCCCCGACCAUUAAAAUAAUUAAUUAUAACGUAUCAUUUAUUGUGUACCAUGUUACGACAGGGCAGGACUGAGGUCGGUCUUUCUCCUCGCUAACUUCGCGGUGUUAGGUAGCCGUUUCUUAUUGCGCCGCGUGCCUACCUUUGUGAAAGAUCGAAUUCAGUGAAGUAUACCUGUUUUACUUAUAAAUUAUUGUAUUUUAAGAAGAGCGCUCCGCGCUUCGCUUUGAAAUCACAUAAUAGUGGAUGUUAGUUUUUGUCGUUAAGGCUAUUGAUUUGCUGGAACACCCGUAUAAUUCGUGUAAAUAUAUUAUAAUUAUCUUUAUGGUACGACUCUUGAGUGACGCGUGGCGGUGCCGCGGGAGGCUCGCUCGCAAGCGGCGCGUGAGUCGCCACCAUACCGCACCGGACUCAGUAAGAGACAGUAGUUUAGAUAUUACAUGUAUUUUAUUAAGUCUAUCUAUCUAAUAUGAAUUUUGUAAUCGACGUUGCUUCUUAAGACCUCUGUGUAAAAAGUUAUAAGACAUACUAGUGACCUGAAUAUUUGAAGCGAUGUUAUUAAAAUCUUUAUCCCACUGAAUUCUCACUUUCACGAUUUGCGUGCACAUUUACAACAUGAGAAUUUUCCGUAAAAUACAUAGUUCGAAAUGGAGUUAUGACUUAUUAUAUAAAUUAUUUAAAGUAAAUUUUUCUUAUUACUGUAAUAAUAUUAAAUUUAAUAGUGAGUGAAAUUUGUAUUUUGUUUUCAUAUUUGUUUUACUGAAUUUAAAUACUUCAUAACCCUCAUAUCGUUGUUAGUUAUGAAUGAAAAUAACAUAAUUAUUAAAAGUAAAUAAUUAAAUGAAUAGUAA